This is a messenger RNA of Peronospora farinosa, 1161 nucleotides long. NCBI's taxonomy places the organism in Eukaryota, Oomycota, Peronosporomycetes, Peronosporales, Peronosporaceae. The record is from the annotation of a GenBank genome assembly.
AUGAGUACACCACCCAACAUCCAUCAGCAGUAUGCUACGCCUCCACGUGAGACGCCGGCGGAGCGUCGUCGCCGUCUGACCAAUCGUCGCUCCGCCAAGUAUCGUCAUUUUCGAUCGCUAGCUAAUUCUCAGAAUGUAUCAGAUCCAGUAGUCGAGCUCCAGCGGCAACAAAAUAGUCGUAGACAGCGCGAGCGUCGAUCGUUGCUGAAUGACGAGGCACGCGACCGCUUACGGGCGCAAAACCGCCACCGUCAGCAGCUCAGGAGACAAAAUUUGAGUGAUAAAGAAAAGGCAGAGAUUCGAGAGAAGCAGCGCACGCGACAGAGACAGCGUCGACAGAUGCUGGACGAUGACGCGCGCGACGAGCUCCGGGAACGCGAUCGACUACGAAUCACACGAAGACGACGACAGUUGAAGGCUUUGAAACGGCAGCAACAGGUUGAAAAACAGGUGACAAUGCUGCCGGUUCAAUUGGUACACCCAGCACUGACGGAGAGAGAGAGGCUGCCGCACUUGAGACUGGCACCAGAGCUACCGACAUUACGGCAGCAUCAGGAACAACAGAGACAGAUGGAAAUUCAGAGCAGGUUGCCAUUUGGCGGAGGUUUGCAGAUCACGCUGCCACCUCCACCGCCGGCAAUCGAAAGAGUCAGGACGUUCCAGCACGAACGGAUUCCGUCUCUGCCUCAUUUACAGCAAGUAACGAGACCAACGACUUCGUCCUUACUGCAUACCACACCGACGCCGCCUCUCUUUUCGAUGCCUGGACCAACUAGUGGAGGAGCAGCAAGUAUGACAUCGGUUAGUGCAGUGGUUGUUGCGGCAACAAGGCCACCGCACCCGACGCCGAUCAUAGCGUCAACUAGCUUGCCACUGCCGAACAAACCGCUAACUGCGCUGCCAAUAGUUCCGCAGCAGCAACAACAAUCUCGGACACCGAUUGUGCUCCCACCAGCACACCGCUCGCUUCCUCCAUUACCUGACUUUCUCAAUAGCCGCGAAGCGUUCAAUCCCACCACUGCCGCCGCCUCUGUUACUGCUCCUUCGACGCGCAGUUCACGGCCUUCAAGUAGUGCUACUAGAGCUCUGUUCCCGUCUAUUACCGACCUUCCUGCUGCGCACACCGAUGCGCCAGACGUCGACUCUUUUUUUCAACGAUGA